AUAAGCUCGCUGGAUCGCCUCACCAAUCAGACACCGAUUCUUGGCCGGCCUGCCGAGACGACUAUUCGGAGGAAAGGGCGGCAGCAAAAGCGGGAUUGAGCGGUAACAGUAAAGAGCCGUGGAUCGUUUGCUCGUACAGUGGUUUUGCACGCACUACUCUUCAAGAAGGAUUGUUUUGGUGCUAAAAAUUAUCACGCAAUUUCGAGCGGAAUUUUUUGCUACCCCCCCAUUUUAAUAGAAUCAACGAAUGGUGAAAAUUCUUUUUUCCUAUUUGAAUUUAUUAUGAAAUAGAAUCUUAAUGAACAUAUAAGUACUAUAAAUAGGUAAAGUUGUAAGGCUGUUCAUAACUUUUGCACUAUUUAUUUAAUUCAGCAUUUGAAAAAGCAAAUAAAAAAGCUGACCUAAAUAUACUAUUUAUUUCAUUAUUUAAAGUUAAGAAAACCUUUGGAUAUGAUCAUGCACUUCAACCGAAUUACAGACUGAGAAUUACAGAGUCCAAAUUUCAACUUCAAGAACAGCCGGAGAACAUACUGAUGAUAAAAAGUGGUUACAAAAAACAGUCGCACUGAAGGAACAGAUAUUUCGAGGAGCAGACGACAGUCGAGGGACUGACGGACUUUUAUCGUCUGCUGCCGCCAGGUUUUCCACGAUUGAGCUCCAUGGAAUUAUGGCCACUAGUCCUUCCAAUCCGUAUAAUGCGGUAAUUCAUGAAGGCAUGCAAGUGGCCACAUCUCAAGCAAGUUACGGUCGUGAACCUCCCGAAAUGAAGUACAUGCCACCGAAUCCACAUCAUGGUCCGAACGGACACGCUCUUGCCCCUCACCAUCAAUGGGUUGGACUGCCGCCUCACAGUGACCCUUCACCUUGGUCAACAGGGGGUGGCAUGAGCCUCCACGGAGGCCAGGACAUUAAACCAAGCGACAUUCACCCGGGUACCCUCCACCACCGUCCGCCCCAGCAUAUGGGGACACCUUGGCAUCCCAGUUCUCUGGGUGCUACGGCUCACAUGGGGGGCCAUAUGAGCCCCAGUCCGAAUGGGUCACCACCUUUACAGCAUCACUAUGGCGCCAUGAACGGUAUGCUGUCUCACGGCGGUGGUGGUCAACUACACCCGAGUAUGCGGGAUAUGCAACAUCACCAUCCCGAUCCUCACCAUCAACAACACCAACAUCAUCAUCCUCAUCAUCAUCUUCAUAAUGACAUGCUAGAUCCAAGGCAUCAUCCGGAUGGUUCCGAGGAGGAAGCGCCCAGCUCCGAUGACCUGGAGCAGUUCGCGAAGCAAUUCAAACAGAGGCGCAUAAAGUUGGGGUUCACCCAGGCAGAUGUCGGUCUAGCCUUAGGAACCCUUUAUGGAAAUGUGUUUAGUCAAACAACAAUAUGCAGAUUCGAGGCGCUGCAAUUGAGCUUCAAAAAUAUGUGCAAAUUAAAACCUUUACUCGCCAAAUGGCUGGAGGAGGCAGACAGUACGACGGGCUCCCCGACGUCCAUCGACAAGAUUGCAGCACAGGGGCGCAAGCGAAAAAAAAGGACCAGCAUUGAAGUGUCAGUGAAGGGCGCCCUAGAAAACCACUUCCACAAGCAGCCCAAACCGUCAGCUCAGGAGAUAGCCUCCCUUGCGGACAGCCUACAGCUGGAGAAAGAAGUGGUCAGGGUUUGGUUCUGCAACAGGCGGCAGAAGGAGAAGCGGAUGACGCCCCCCGUCAACAUAGGGGGCGCAGGGGGGCCCGGCACCCCCGGCGAAAUGAUGCUCACACACAGUCCCCCGGGACAUGGCUCCCUCCAUUCGCACAGUCCUCCUAUGCUCUCCCCCCACGCGCCUCCUCAGAAUCACGGCCCUCCACCUCACAGUAUGCAUGGUCAGUCGCUAGCGGCCCACUGACAAAUAGCCCCCUGUUUUGUCCUCCCCACCACUGGUCACCAUCAUCUGAUGCCCGAAUGGAAGGACUGAACAAGGACUUUGCACAAAUUAUACGAAAAUAUAUUAUAUACAUUUCUAUACAAAAUGUACAUAUUAUACAGACAGAGAGGUGCUCACAUUGCCUCGUCAGUUGUAAUAUAAAUUGUAAUAUAUGGGUGGCCCCCAAGAAAAACUCUGUGAAGAUGUAAAGAAUAAUAUAUUAUUAUACAUAUUAUAUAUAUAGUGCCAAUGAUGUCCUUUUUCACUUAAGACAUUUUUUAAAAACAAAUCACCACUUCGCUGUUGCAAAGUCAUUUGUACAUUUAAGAGAAAUUAAAUAAAAAAAAGAAAAUA
Molecule: messenger RNA, 2251 nt
Organism: Parasteatoda tepidariorum (common house spider)
Lineage: Eukaryota; Metazoa; Arthropoda; Arachnida; Araneae; Theridiidae
Product: POU domain, class 3, transcription factor 4
Biological process (GO): regulation of transcription by RNA polymerase II; brain development
Cellular component (GO): nucleus
Molecular function (GO): DNA-binding transcription factor activity, RNA polymerase II-specific; RNA polymerase II cis-regulatory region sequence-specific DNA binding
Source: RefSeq, a predicted model, not a curated record